Macadamia integrifolia is the source of this 2362-nucleotide messenger RNA. Its product is annotated as protein AIR1-like. NCBI's taxonomy places the organism in Eukaryota, Viridiplantae, Streptophyta, Magnoliopsida, Proteales, Proteaceae. Gene Ontology annotation, molecular function: nucleic acid binding; zinc ion binding. The record is from RefSeq and is a predicted model, not a curated record. Bases 449 to 1990 code for a protein of 513 amino acids. The transcript has 9 exons.
GAUGGUGUUCCGCCGCACUUCAAGCCCGGGUUCGUUUCUACGUAUCCUCUGGGAUCUCCUUUGUUGAUACCCCAACUUCGACCGCGACAGCGACAAAGGUCUUGCAGUUUCGCACGCCGCUCUCGACUCUCUGGUCAGCCCCCGGCGUUUUCUCCCCCAUAACUACAUAACAUGUCUCUGUGCCCUUUGCCUCUCAUAUAUCCGAAAACCCUAGACUUCAAGCUUGCUUUGUUCUGAUCUGACUUUUCUUGUUCUUGGAGGGUUCAAAUUAGGGAUUGAACAUACAGCAACAACCGAUAAUCUCUAGUUCUGCAGUUCUUUGGAUUUGUAGAUUGGAAACCUAUGGGCAUUGUCGAUCCCAAGUAAUUUGUUUCGGUUUCUCUGGAAGCAGCUACUUGUUCGAAGAAAGGUUUGAGUGAAAGGCUCUGUAUACAGGAAUUAGAUAGCAAUGAGAGAGAAGAUGAAGGGGAAGCUCGAUCUUGAAGACGAGGGAGAUACUCAAAAGCCAGUAAUUGUAUUGACCAGUAGCGAAGAUGAAGAGGCGAAUGAAGAUCUCAGCCUCAAAAUUGUUGAGAAAGCAAGAAUGCGAGAGAUGAAUAGGAAACGAAAAGAGGAUUUUGAUGAGUUUGAGGUCAGUGAGGGUGUUCGAUCAGCUAUGGUCAUUGACCUCUCGUCGUCGUCUUGUGAAGUAACCGAAGCAGCUGAUCAGUGUGGUGCCACUGACAGUGGAGACAUGGCCUCAGUGGUGGCAGUGCUAGAGGUGAAGAAUAUGAAGAAAAAGACGAAGAAAAAAAAGGAUAUCAAAUCAGAAGAAAGGAAUGUCAAUAUUGGAAGGACAGAAGACCAUGCAGACACAGCUGAAGCUGUGGAAACUGUUUCAUUAGUGGAAACAGAAGCAGAAACUGUUAAGUCUGUUGAAGUAGGGGCAGUUAAAUCCAUGGGAGCAGAAGGGGUUGAAGUAUCUGACAAUAUUGUGCUACGAAAGCUUCUUCGAGGCCCAAGGUAUUUUGAUCCUCUUGGAAGUAGUUGGGAUAAGUGCUAUAAUUGUGGCAAGGAAGGUCAUGCAGCGGUGAACUGUGUGUCACAGGAGAGGAAGAAACCAUGCUUUGUUUGUGGGAGUUUGGAGCACAGUGUGAAGCACUGCACGGAGGGCCAAUAUUGCUACAUCUGCAAAAGAAAAGGUCAUCGUAAAAAAGAUUGUCCUGAGAAAGACCAAAAGAAAAGUUCAGAGAGUUCAAAUACUUGUCUAAAAUGUGGAGAUGCUGGGCAUGAUAUGUUUUCUUGUUGGAGUGAUUAUUCCCCUGAUGAUCUCAAGGAAAUACAAUGUUAUUCUUGCAAGGCCUUUGGGCAUUUCUGUUGUACUGACUUUAUAGAUACUGGCCCAAGAGUAGUUUCUUGUUAUAACUGUGGUCAAUUUGGACAUACUGGAUUGGGAUGUGCCAAGUCUCGUGGGGGAACCAUUGGUGCUGGGUCAUCUACUGUAUGCUACAAAUGUGGGGAGGAAGGACAUCUUGCACGGGGAUGCACAAAGUACUCUCAGUCUGCUCAAAGGAUCGGCGGAUUCUCUACACCUAGAAAGAGAUCUCAUAAGGAAGGUAGGGAUGCCAUAGAAUUUAGAUCUGCUCCUCAUAAUCGUGGUAGAGGAUUUAAAAAGAAGAGAAUGCAGCAUGAGGAAAUAGAGAUUGCUACGCCAGCAAAAUCAAAGCGGAGGGGAGGGUGGAUCACUGAUGAUCCAGGAGACCUACCAAAUAUAAAAUCCAAAGCAAAUGGUUGGAGGUCUCCUACAACACCAUCCAAAAAGGGUCACAGGAUUUCCAAUUUAACUAGAGGAGGUGAUACCUCAAGUUCUCGAUCUCCAUGGAAAAGUCCCAAUCUUCCUCCUCGAACCCCUGGUUCACGUGGUUCGGCAAACUCAUAUCAGCCCAGAUUUUCAGCGUCAAGGUUUGGAAAUUCAAGUGCUAGUCAGUUCAGGAGAAAUUACGAUUGGUAGGAAGUAGGAACUACGAGUUAUUACACCUUGAUUACCAGUAGAAGCAGUAGAAGGUGAGCUUGCAAAAGGUCCAGGCCGCCGGGGUACACUUAUGGUGGUGUCAAUCUUGUUUUGUACAUCAUUAGAUGGAUAGCUGUUGAACUUCAGGGAGCUGAUUGUUGGCCCCCAGCUAAUUGUUGGGCUUGCUGGAACAAUUUUCAUUAUUUAUUAUUUGUUCGGGUAACUUCCAACUCCUUUCCUAUAAUAAGGUACGAUUUACAAGUUAAUGUUUUUCUAUGUAUGUGUUUGGGUUGGUAUGCUACCCUUUAUGCUUGACUGAAAUGUGCUGAGAAUGACAUCCAUUGGGAAGGGUAAGACCCAAUUUUUCCCCAA